CCCGCCGCCCUCCCGGCGGCAGCCGCGCCCGGGGCCGGCCGGAGGCGCUGGGCAGCCCCGCCGCGCCCACCAUGGAGCCGCCUGUGCCUCCUCAGGAGCAGCCCCCGCGCCCUCGCUCGCACACGGUCACCACCACCAGCAGCUCCUUCACCGCCAACCUGUCGGCCAGCUCCAGCACCCUCGCCUACGACAGGGAGUUCCUGCGGACCGUGCCCGGGCUCCUUAUGGUGACCGAGAUCGUAUUGGGGUUGCUGGUGUGGACCCUGAUUGCUGGAACAGAAUACUUUCUAUAUCCAGCCUUUGGCUGGGUGAUGUUUGUAGCUGUGUUUUACUGGGUUCUCACUGUCUUCUUUCUGAUCAUCUACAUGACAAUGACCUACACCAGGAUCCCCCAGGUGCCAUGGACCAUGGUGGGUCUGUGUUUUAAUGGAAGUGCCUUUGUUUUGUACCUCAUUGCUGCCAUUGUAGAUGCAUCUUCAGUUACCAAAGAUCUGGACAGUCACAAUUACAACAGCUGGGCAGCUUCUUCUUUCUUUGCCUUCGUGGUUACCUCCUGCUAUGCUGGAAAUACAUACUUUAGCCUUAUAUCCUGGCGAUCACGGACUUUGCAGUAAAUAUUUUGUUACAAUGAAUUCUGUAAUAUAAAAUACCUUGAGGAUUAUUCACUUUUUUGAUAAAAGCUUGGAAGAGGGGUGAGGCAUUUUUGAACAUUUCUGUUAGAAUUGACACAAUAUAAACUGAGAUUGAAUGAUUAUUUAUAAUAAUGCCAUCUUUAGAGACAUCUAACACUGACUUUGUACUGUAUAACAAAAUUUCAUACUGCUUCUUUUAAAAUUAACAUGGUAUUUUUCUAGACAUUGUAUAGUUGUUAUUACUGAACCUUUAAUAAACCUUAUUCAAUGUGCCAAGUUCGUAAAUGUAACUUUUUAAAUGUUACAGGUAUACUUUUGAUAGUGAGUGCUACAAAUCAAAGCUUAAGACUGAUAUUGUCUCAUAAUUAUGUAUAAAAAGUGUAAUUGUGCAGAA
Molecule: messenger RNA, 1026 nt
Organism: Empidonax traillii (willow flycatcher)
Lineage: Eukaryota; Metazoa; Chordata; Aves; Passeriformes; Tyrannidae
Gene: CMTM8
Product: CKLF like MARVEL transmembrane domain containing 8
Exons: 4
Coding region: 72-614 (180 amino acids)
Biological process (GO): myelination
Cellular component (GO): membrane
Molecular function (GO): structural constituent of myelin sheath
Source: RefSeq, a predicted model, not a curated record